Messenger RNA from Mucor mucedo, 915 nucleotides. RefSeq lists its product as uncharacterized. Gene Ontology annotation, biological process: regulation of transcription by RNA polymerase II. Lineage: Eukaryota; Fungi; Mucoromycota; Mucoromycetes; Mucorales; Mucoraceae. The coding region runs from base 38 to 757 and encodes 239 amino acids. The record is from RefSeq and is a predicted model, not a curated record. Gene Ontology annotation, molecular function: DNA-binding transcription factor activity, RNA polymerase II-specific; RNA polymerase II cis-regulatory region sequence-specific DNA binding. The transcript is spliced from 3 exons.
AAAAAAAAAAAAAAAAAAAAAAAUCCAAAAAUCCAAAAUGAGUUGCCGUAUGUUUAAACCUGUCAUCCUAUUCCACGACCAUAGCUACAGUUCAGACCCAUCUUCGGGUGUAACGCAUCGUAUUCAUAUUCCUUAUGGAGAUCCUUACUAUACUCCGCUUAUUCAAAAGAAGAAGCACAAGGUGGGACUGAUGCUAAAAUCAAAUGGAAGAGCAUGGUACGAUAUCAUCCAGCACAGUCGCUCCCCUUUCACAAGGAGUCCGGAUAUGCCAAUCUUAUUAAACAAACCUUCCCGUGUGAAACAGGUUUUGAGAGAGCCAACCGUCGAAUCUGACAACAAUAGUAUCAUUAGUACUUGUUCCUCUUCUUCUAGCUGUUCUUCAUCGAAUAGUGAUAGCAGCAGUAGUACUCCCAUACCAACUACUCUCAUCACACGCAAGCGUCGAGGUAAUCUUCCCAAAAUAGUCACGGCCGUAUUGAAACAAUGGCUUAUUGAUCACUGCCGUAACCCAUAUCCUACCGAAGUCGAGAAAACUUGUUUAAAAGACAAGACCGGUCUGACUUUGAAUCAGAUCAGUAAUUGGUUUAUUAAUGCAAGAAGAAGAUUGUUACCACAGAUCUUGGAUACCCUUCAUCCUCAUCACACAGAGAUGCAUCACAUCUCUUCCAAUACAGAGCAGACACCCAAAAAGAGAAAACGCUCCCGCAUGAGCUACUUUUACAACAAGGGUAAAGUUUUCCCAACUUUCAUUUCAUGAACAGGAGCCAACCACCGUCGUGAGAAGAAGAAGACGUUAUAACAAGCGAUCUGUCACCCAAGUGUAAAAAAAAAAAAAAAAAUUAUACAUAAAACACACACACACACACUCUCUUUCCCCCCAACCCCUCUUUUUUUUUUUUUUUUUUUACUCCCUCU